AUGGUUGCAAAGGGCACUGUAGGAAUUCUGAUUGUUCUGUUUAACACAAUCUGUGCUAAUAUUGAUUUAAACUAUAAUCAAGUCCCUGUAGCCAACCCCUUGUUAUUUGGACGACGUGGAAUCAAUCCGGACAUGUCCAGUUUAUUUUUUGGUAAGAGGAGUGGAAACAGUGAUCACAGGGACUUGAGGAAAAUGAAAGAUACAUGUAAAGCGGUGUUAUCCUCAUGUAAAAUAUUAUUCUCGGAUUAUGAAGAUGAUACAGUGAGAAAUAAGGUCCAAGAUGGAUUUGGAAGAUUCAAAUAA
Molecule: messenger RNA, 303 nt
Organism: Lottia gigantea (owl limpet)
Lineage: Eukaryota; Metazoa; Mollusca; Gastropoda; Lottiidae
Exons: 1
Coding region: 1-303 (100 amino acids)
Source: RefSeq, a predicted model, not a curated record